AUGGGAGACUACAUCAAUCUAGAGACAGACUAUUUCUAUCAUUCUCACAAGGACCGACAUAUUGCAUCGACAUCUGUACAACCUGUCGCUUAUCCAGUUUGGUUGAAGGGUGCAUCUGAUGAUGCAGACAAAGAAGACAAUAGAAAAGUAGCAAGUGAUGCUCCUGAACAUAAACACAUAAAUGGAUCGCUAAAGGGUCAACAUGAGAAUACUUCACUCAAUCACAAGGAUCGACAUAUUGCAUCGACAUCUGUACAACCUGUCGCUUAUCCAGUUUGGUUGAAGGGUGCAUCAGAUGAUGCAGACAAAGAAGACAAUAGAAAAGUAGCAAGUGAUGCUCCUGAACAUAACAACAGAGAUGGAUGGGUAAAGGGUCAACAUGAGAAUACUUCACUCAAGAACAAGAAAAUAGAAACGGAAACAAGUAAACAACCCAAAGCCAAAAAUGGGAAGUGUAAAACGCCAUGUGAACGUUGUAAAGCAAAGACGCCUAAAGGAAUUUGCAACCUUGGAAAAGAUGAACAGUUGGAUAUGUUGUUACGAAAUGGCGUGGAGAGUGUUAGACUUGGAAUCACGGAUACAAACUUCUCAGUCUACCUGAAGACGAAUGGUGAAAAAACAUUCAAUGAACUGAAAAUGGAACUAGGGAAUGACUUUCCAGAACAUGACUUCAUAUUUCUAUCUGCUGGAAAGAAACCCAUCGUGUCAGUUUGUGCAGGAAAAGAAAUAAAAAUCAAUCCCGGAACCGGUACAUUAGGGGGAUUUCUGCGAUUUCAAGAAGAGUACUAUGGCCUUACAUGUUGUCAUGUUUUAAAAGAAUGGACAGAUGGCAUUGUGGAAAUGAAAGAUGAAUCAACAAAGGAGUGGAAAGAUAUCGGAUUCACUGAUGAGGAUAAAGAAAAGGCUUACAUUUAUUAUGAUUAUGAUGAAGCGAAAAAUAUAUAUGUACUUAAUUAUGAUCUUGCCGUGUUCAAGGUAACAAAUCAAAACAGAAUCAAGAAACCUGGGAACGAAAACAAAAACGACUGCUGUUGCGAAUUGACUCCUAUUCCAACAACCAAAAUUUCCGAAGUAGAAAAAACAGGAUCGGCCACUGGACGACGAGUUGGAGAGGUGGAGGAAAUGGUCUAUCAUCAGAUAGUUAAAUACCCUCUUAAAGGUGGUAAAGAAAAUAUAGACGUUGCGCUUUGGGAUAUGAUUAGGAUAAAGAAUGACAACAAUUGCUUUGCAGAUAAGGGUGACAGCGGUUCCAUUGUAUUCUACAAGGAUCAGAAAAAGUAUUUUGCCAUUGGCAUGAUUCAUUGCAUUGGCGAGGAUGACAAAGGCCAAUACGCCUAUGCCUUUAAACUUCACAACGCUUUGAGUGAACUUCAAACAAAGCAAACCGGUGCUCUGCGAGAUGCAACAUUUGGAUCCAAUGGAGACGUUGUUUUUACCUGUCUUGGUCAUAUCUGCGGACAAAACAUUGCUUAG
Messenger RNA from Owenia fusiformis, 1473 nucleotides. Lineage: Eukaryota; Metazoa; Annelida; Polychaeta; Sabellida; Oweniidae. The record is from the annotation of a GenBank genome assembly.